AUGCCCACAACGCUCCACCACCUCACGCUCGUUCCAACUCCCCUCUCCGCCGUCCCCGAUCCAGACGACUCCGCCUUCGAGCAGGAACUCAUCGACGAGGGACGCAGACUGCUCUCGCACGACGGGUGGACAGAACGAAAGAGCUGGCAUGGCGGGGUCGUCGAGACUUACUCCCUGCCGCAGGGGAGUGUGACGUACGAACCGAAGAAUGGAGGAGGAGGCGCGAGUCCAUCGCCCACCGGCAAAUCAGGCGAGGAAGGCAUCCUCUGGCACAAGCGGGUCUCGCGGUUCAAGGCGUCCGAACACGGCGGCUACGACACCUGGUGGAAGGCCGUAGGCGAGAAUCACAUCGAGCAGGAGAAGGAGUACGUCGACAACCUCGUCAAGGUCAUCGAUAUCGGCAAGAGCGAGGGCAAGAAGGACUGCUUCCUCAAGCUCUACAAGCUUCCAUUCGGCGCGACAGAUCGAUCCUUCAUGACCCACUCCGUCGUCGUCUCUCCCUCCUCCUCGACCCAACAACCGUCUUCACAAGAUCCCAACGCCUCCUCCUCCUCCUCUCCCCCCGAAUCCAAGUCCAAGUCCUCUUCCCCCUCCUCCGAUGGCCCACGCGAAUUCCUCGUCUUCUCCCUCCCAAUCACGACGCAAAUCGAAGUACCAGAGGAGAAGAAGUAUGUCCGCGGGACGCAGGCGACUGUUGAGCGGGUACGGGAACUCGAGGGCGGGGAAAUCGAGUGGUCGUGCGCGAGUUUGAGUACGCCCGGAGGGAACAUCCCGGUCAAGCUCAGUGAGGGGAAGAUGGCCGCCUCUCUCGCCGACGCCGUCCCCUCAAUCCUCACCUGGAUGUCCUCCAAAUACCCGCCCAACGCCAGCUCAAUCAAAUCCGGCACCUACUCCUCCACAUCCGACGCGAGCGCGCGCAAACCCGCUCAACUGCGCACGACAAAGGACGCGGCGAAUCCCGGAGGCGGGAUGGGGGUCAUGCCCGCCGGGAGGCUGCCGUUGGAGUUGUUCCGCAAGCCGGUCAAGUUGAGGGAGUUCUGA
Messenger RNA from Rhodotorula toruloides NP11, 1041 nucleotides. Its product is annotated as protein of unknown function DUF3074. Bases 1 to 1041 code for a protein of 346 amino acids. The record is from RefSeq and is a predicted model, not a curated record. The transcript has 4 exons. NCBI's taxonomy places the organism in Eukaryota, Fungi, Basidiomycota, Microbotryomycetes, Sporidiobolales, Sporidiobolaceae.